This is a messenger RNA of Drosophila ficusphila, 2595 nucleotides long. RefSeq names its product vesicle-associated membrane protein 2. NCBI's taxonomy places the organism in Eukaryota, Metazoa, Arthropoda, Insecta, Diptera, Drosophilidae. The record is from RefSeq and is a predicted model, not a curated record. Gene Ontology annotation, biological process: vesicle fusion; vesicle-mediated transport. The transcript is spliced from 7 exons. Gene Ontology annotation, cellular component: plasma membrane; SNARE complex. Gene Ontology annotation, molecular function: syntaxin binding; SNAP receptor activity. The coding region runs from base 520 to 1092 and encodes 190 amino acids.
GAAAGUUUUAAAAGUGCCCCUGGAGCAUUUUCAGCGCUGUGCCAGAGAAUUCCUGCGAAAGGCUGUCGUGGCAAGUGUUACCCGCACACAUACACAUCAUCCAAAACCAAAACCAGAUCCAGAUCCAGCCAAUCCCCCCGUGAAGCGGAGUGAAAAUUCAUUGACGACGACUGGGGGCGAAAAAGCUCUGGCGGACGAGCGAAAGAGAAAGAGAGGCGGCACCGAGAGCGCAACCCUCUGAGAACAAAAACAACGAAACAGAGUUCAGCUGCACUAAGAACACCACCACCACCCACCACCCACACCACCACGACCGCCCACUGACCGACCACCAUUACCCCGACCUGCGGCAGUGAAAGACGGCGAAAGAGGCCAAGUGCAUAGUGCCACAGAGUACCUUCAUCAUAAUCAUCGCCAGCCGAAUUUGUUGAGGCCACCAGAGCACCACCAAACUACACAGAACCACCAGAGAAAUAGUCCAGAAGCCGAGAUAAAGGUCUAAGUUUUUGGGGGUCUAAGAUGGGCAAGAAAGACAAGAACAAGGAAGCGGCGGACGCUGCACCAGCUGGAGAUGCACCACCAACUGCCGGCCCUCCGGCCGGAGAGGGCGGCGAUGGCGAGAUUGUGGGCGGACCACACAACCCGCAGCAGAUUGCGGCACAAAAACGUCUGCAGCAAACUCAGGCGCAGGUCGAUGAGGUCGUAGACAUCAUGCGCACGAAUGUGGAAAAGGUGCUGGAGCGUGACAGCAAGCUGUCGGAGCUGGACGAUCGUGCAGAUGCCUUGCAGCAGGGCGCCUCGCAGUUUGAGCAGCAGGCGGGCAAGUUAAAGAGGAAAUUCUGGCUCCAGAACUUAAAGAUGAUGAUCAUCAUGGGCGUGAUUGGCCUGGUUGUCGUGGGCAUUAUCGCAAAUAAACUUGGCCUCAUAGGCGGGGAGCAGCCGCCACAGUACCAGUAUCCCCCACAAUACAUGCAGCCACCGCCGCCGCCUCCGCAACAGCCUGCCGGAGGACAGUCGUCGCUGGUGGAUGGGGCAGGAGCAGGAGGAUCAGCUGGCGGGGAGGCAGGAGCCGGCGACCACGGUGGCGUAUAAGCAAUCUCGCUGCAAGGACGAACGUUUCUCGAUUACAUCGGCCCCUUCGCAAAAGGGGGGCGAAACGCAAACCAAAAUAAAAAUACAGAAAGGAAAACUCAGUUAAACUAGAAAAUCUCGAGAAUUGCAAUGAAACUCAAUAAUAAUUUCCACUUAGACGAUGUGCACGAGUUGGUGUGAAGAGGUUUUAAGUAACUUACGUCAUAAUAUUAAUACUAAAUCUAAAGAAGACGCUCCGAACAAAUUAAAGUUGUUGCUAAUUUGUUUAUGGUUACAUUAUUUCAUGCAUAAAACGGUAAUAUAUAUAUAUAUAUAUAUAAAUAUAAAUACAAAUAUAUGGGACUUGAAUAUUACGAGUGACUCUAAACCGCGUACUACCCUAUACGGAACUUGGAUCUCUGCGCUGCACUGGCAACAAGGAGCGCCAGUGGAAGCAGGAGGACAGGCGGUCGCUUCCCGAUGUUCGCAGCUCUUUGAACUCAGUUUCCUUAGCAAAUCAACUAGACAAAAAACUAACAAAAAAGAAAGAAUACAUAACUAUUUCGGAACAAGACCCAAAAACCAAAGAAAUCUAAGCUUUGUUCCUAAGUAAAGUUACGCAAAUAUGAAUAUUCGAAAUGUAUAAUCCAAAAAAGAAGUUUGAAAUCGACAGGCCGCAUAAGUAAUUGACAGUUAAAUGUAUUCAUGGAACUUUAUUUAUAUAAAGUGUAGUCGGCUUAAAAUACAAACAAGAAAGCAGAAACAAAACACAAAGAAACUUGAAGUCUAGUGAAAAUAUACAAGCGAUUUAUUUGCAGAGUUAUGUUUAUGUGCAAUCAUUACUGUUGUGUUUAAAAAACAGCCGAGACAGCAAUUGAGUGUAGCUCGAAAGGUUCGAUUAAAAGAUGAAACCAGACAGUUCAACGAUUAAAUUAAGCGCUAGACACACAACACGUUGUUUAUCCAAAGGAUUUAUUAAUCUCGACGCAGGCAGCUGAGGCACUUAACAUAUGUUUGUAUAUUUCAAUGUUACGAGUAAUAGACGAGGCGGAACUUAGAGCAUAUAUAUGUACGUGUAUGUAACGAUAUGAUAUUUAGAUCUCACACACUCCACCCGAAACCCAUAUCCCCAUCAUUGUCGAUCGCCAAUCAGGAUCAGAGAAAUAACUUUGAGACAACACUCGAAGCACAUAUUGUACUUAACUUGUUUUGAAAAUACAACCUAUACUACGUCUAAUGUAUUAACUAAUUGAUUCUACAAGCGCCUGCCCAAAGUGCUUUGCCUACCAUCAAAUUGGGGCACGAACAAAAUCGAAAUUAACUAAAGAAAACCAAAGAUUAAAUGGAGAAAUCGAAAAUUUAAAUCCGAAUGCAGGUAUUUUUAGCAAUAUUCGUAGCGUGUACAAUAUGUCGCCCUUAAAGCUUAUUAGAAUCUCGUUCAAUUUCCAUCUCGAUCUCACCCAGACACUUCACAUGCAUAUAACCAUAAACAGAUAUAAAUCAAUAUAUGUAUGUAAUAACCAA